AUGCAGCAGCCUCCUCCCUCUCAGAGCGGAGCAGAGCGGAGCAGCAGACGGACGGCAGCAGGAGCAGCAGCAGGAGGAGUAAUGAUGGAUGGAGACUCCUUCCUUCUAAAAGAUCAGGAGGAGCGAAGCAUGAUGGGAGAUAAAGGGGAGGUGAAGGAGCGUAAUCAUGAAGCCUCGAAGACCUCCAAGCCAGCAGGAGGCGCCAGAGCUGCACGAAUGAUCUCAGCUAAGAGUACAGAGUCAGUGGAUGGUGUCAGCAGUCCAGGAAGUCGUUCACCUGCCAGCAGGUCGUCCACUCCCAACAGAGACGUGAAGAAGGUGGCGGUGGUCCGUACCCCUCCAAGAUCUCCUGCAUCUGCUCGUGGACCAACAGUCCCCCUUCCCUCCCAUCCAAUGCCGGACCUCAGCAAUGUAAAGUCCAAGAUUGGGUCCACCGAGAACUUGAAACACACACCUGGAGGGGGCAAGGUUCACAUCGUUAACAAGAAGCUGAAUCUCAGCAGCGUUACAUCAAAGUGUGGCUCUAAAGACAACAUCCACCACAAACCAGGUGGAGGAAAUGUGGAAAUCAAGUCAGAGAAGGUGGAUUUUAAAGCCAUCCAGUCUAAAGUCGGGUCUCUGGACAAUGUCACUCAUGUUCCAGGAGGAGGGAAGAAGAAGAUUGAGAGUCACAAGCUGACCUUCAGAGAGACGGCCAAAGCUCGAACUGAUCAUGGUGCUGACAUUAUUGUCCAGGCUGACUCCUCCCCUCAUUGCCUUAGCAACGCUUCCUCCUCUGGAAGCCUUAAUGCUGCUGAUGCUCCGCCCCUUGACCACCUGGCAGACCAGGUGUCCGCCUCCCUUGCCAAACAAGGCCUGUGAUUGGAUGACCCUGUGCCUACAGACCCCAACCCUUUCUGUAACCAAGGAAACCGUCAAUGGAUAAAAGAAAAAAUAGCCUUUUUUUUCUUUCAAUCUCACAAAUCCCAUCAAUGAUUGGAGGGGUUUUAUGGAAGAGAUUCAGGCUGAACAGUUCAGUCCGCCAGGUGAGUCCAGGUGUUCAAAUAGACUGAGAUCUCAGGUUCCUCCAGACAUACAUGACCAUCAGUUUUCUGAAGACAACUUAGAACACAUUCUGGGGGCUGGGUGAAGCCAUGAGACCAGGAGCACGGGACUGGAAUUAAAGAUGGCCGUGUUCCAGCUGCAGAAGCCCAGUCAAGGCGUUCAGAGAAACGUGACCAGACACUCUGUUUUUGUCCAAGUAAAAACAUUCUUUAUCGUGUCCAUGAUCAUGGUUACAUCCACCGAUCCAGGACUUCUGUGUGCCCUGAACUGGAAUGUCCUGGUAUUUGGUUCUAGUAUCGGAUCCUGGUACCUGUUCCUGAUAACUGGCUCUGGUAUCAGGUCCUGUAUCUGAUCCUGGUAAUCAGGCCCUGGAAUCCAGGCUCUGGUAAAAGACAUUGGUAUCAAGGUCCUGUUAUCUGGUUCUGGUAUCAGGCUCUGGUAUUGGAACCUGGUGACCCUGUUCUGGUAUCGAGUUCUAGUAUCUGGGUCCUGGUAACUGGUCUUGGUGCACCAGGCCUGGAGUUCCCUCAAAGAGAUUCUGAUGAUGAGGUCUAAGAAACUUUAAGGAGGUUUCAGGUGGAUCCUGACAGGUGGGGACUUCCUGUCAUGUGAGUCUGAAGGAACCUGAGCUAGCAACAUCAUGCUAGCUGAUAACUGGCUUGAACAUCAUAAAAUCUCUCCAAUCACAUCAGACUGCAGCUAAAGUCUCUAUUUCACCGUCGGUGGUUGCUAAUGAAUCAUUGAUCCCAGAAAACCAGACCUCCAUGAAAAUUACCCAGAAUGCCAUCUGAUACCAAGUGCCAAACCUGUUUCUCUCUGCCUGUUGGCUGUUAAAGUGCUAUGUACCAAUAAAGUUUGACUCCAA
Molecule: messenger RNA, 1909 nt
Organism: Melanotaenia boesemani (Boeseman's rainbowfish)
Lineage: Eukaryota; Metazoa; Chordata; Actinopteri; Atheriniformes; Melanotaeniidae
Gene: maptb
Product: microtubule-associated protein tau b
Exons: 10
Coding region: 1-861 (286 amino acids)
Biological process (GO): neuron projection development; microtubule cytoskeleton organization
Cellular component (GO): neuron projection
Molecular function (GO): microtubule binding
Source: RefSeq, a predicted model, not a curated record